Molecule: messenger RNA, 1971 nt
Organism: Hippocampus zosterae (dwarf seahorse)
Lineage: Eukaryota; Metazoa; Chordata; Actinopteri; Syngnathiformes; Syngnathidae
Gene: bcat2
Product: branched chain amino-acid transaminase 2, mitochondrial
Exons: 11
Coding region: 164-1336 (390 amino acids)
Biological process (GO): L-leucine biosynthetic process; L-valine biosynthetic process
Cellular component (GO): mitochondrion
Molecular function (GO): branched-chain-amino-acid:2-oxoglutarate transaminase activity
Source: RefSeq, a predicted model, not a curated record
UCAUUCACACUCCAUGCUGAACUCAGAAUGAUAAUGAUAAAUAAAUAUUAUCAAGCGCUUAUUUAAUGACCCAAUGCGCCCUAAAGCGUGACACUGGCAUACGGAAGUUCAGGCGUUUGUUUCCACACGAGUAAAUAAUCCGUGAGCACACAGCAGAGUGGAGAUGGCAGUUUUCCGAUCGGUGGUCCACAGAAAAUUGAGUUUGACGCUCCCAGUGGCCUUGGCGCAACGGCGCCUCGCCAGCUCCUUUAAGGCCUCCGACCUGAGCGUGGAGCGCAACCCAAAACCCGCGGCCAAGCCCGACCCGUCCGAGCUGGUGUUCGGGAAGCAGUUCUCGGACCACAUGCUGACCGUGACGUGGUCGGCCGACGGCGGAUGGGACGCGCCUUGCAUCAAACCCUUCCAGAACCUUUCGCUGCACCCGGCCAGCUCCGCUCUGCACUACUCCAUCGAGCUGUUUGAAGGGAUGAAAGCGUUCCGUGGCGUGGACAACCAUGUGCGCCUUUUCCGGCCCAUGCUCAACAUGGAGCGCAUGCACCGCAGCGCCGUGCGCAGCUCUCUGCCCACAUUCGAUAAAGGCGAACUGCUGGAGUGCAUCAAGAAGCUAGUGGCACUGGACCAGGAGUGGGUUCCAUACUCCCAGGAAGCCAGCCUCUACAUCCGGCCCACCUUCAUCGGCACCGAGCCGUCACUUGGCGUGACUCGAGCCAGCCGUGCGUUACUGUUCGUGAUCGUGGGGCCGGUCGGACCAUACUUUGCCACGGGCUCCUUCAACCCCGUCUCACUGCUGGCCGACCCGUCGUUUGUGCGCGCCUGGAAGGGUGGGGUCGGUUCCUACAAGAUGGGGGGGAACUAUGGCCCAACCAUCUCGGUUCAGAAUGAGGCGGUUGAGCGCGGCUGCCAGCAAGUUCUGUGGCUUUAUGGACCUGAUGAGCAGAUCACAGAGGUCGGGACCAUGAACCUUUUCAUCUACUGGACCAAUGACAACGGAGAGAAAGAGUUGAUGACACCACCCCUGGAUGGCAUCAUCCUUCCCGGAGUCACCAGACAGUCUCUGCUGGACCUGGCCAGAACCUGGGACGAGUUCAAAGUGACGGAGCGCACGAUGGGCAUGCAGGAGCUGCUGACCGCGCUGGACGCCGGUCAGGUUCUGGAGGUGUUUGGCGCCGGUACCGCCUGUGUGGUGUGUCCCGUAGGCAGCCUCCUCUACAACGGCAAGACGUACCACAUCCCGACCAUGCAGAACGGACCGGAACUGGCCAAGAGGUUCUACAAAGAGCUCACCGAUAUUCAGUACGGACGUAAGGCCAGCGAAUGGGCGCUUCUGGUGGAUUAAAUUUAUUUUUUUUGCACAAGUCAGUAGAAUCAACAGUUAGAUGCCGUAAUUCCACUUUGGACCACCAGUAUCCCCUCCACCUCUUUCUUCUCUCUUUCCUGACAUAUCUCAAACCACUAACGCACUCCUGCCACUUGGCUGAGAGACUGGAGCAAUAAGAACUGUAUGCAACACGGCUCCACUUUAUAGAUUGUAAUAUAUAUAUAUAUAUAUGUGAUAUAUAGCACAAUGUUCCUCCUCGUGCGGACGCUAGUUGUACUUUGGUAAUGAGCUGCAUUGCGUUGUGGUGCUUUUAAACUGUUACUGUCUACGAAUGGGGCCACUUAGCGAGGACGAGCGACCGCACAAAAAAGGGCACAAAAUGGAGAGUAGCGUGAGCUAAUGUUGGCCCUCUGCACUGGUUUGUGUUGGGUUAGGUUUGUUUGUUUUGUUUUUCUUUUUAGAUGUUUUUAAAUGAUACAAGAAAUUAGGUGAUAUUCUGCAAAUUGAAUUCUCUGUGAUGUCGUCAAGUGCCUGCUGACCCCCGUUUGGUCGGUCAGCGCGUCUUCCGCGGAAUAGUUUCCAGUAAAUCCUCUCCUUUCUAUGUCCCGUAUAUGUUUAGUCAACAUUUUUACAUUAAAGCCCAUUUGAGUCCA